UGACUUAUGACGUUCUGUCACAGUGGUGUUGGUCGAUAACGCGAAAACUUGAAAAUAUACAGAAAAAAUUAUUUUUCUAUCGGGAAAUCUUUACCAUUCGGGAGUCUUUUUACGUGCACACACAGCAACUUUGGGCUUCAGCUUAAACCGAAUUGAAAGAAUUCAAUUGCGAUUUGCAUUUUAGUAGCAGCAUCUAAUUUUCUUCACAAAAACUCGAGCGAAACAAAGAAAAGAAAAAAUGAGUGAAGGUUGCAUUUUCAACAUUGAUGGUGGCUACUUAGAGGGUCUGUGCCGUGGUUUCAAGUGUGGCAUAUUGAAGCAGUCCGACUACCUAAAUCUGGUGCAGUGUGAAACUUUAGAAGAUUUAAAAUUGCACUUGCAAAGUACCGAUUAUGGUAGCUUCUUGGCCAAUGAGCCAUCGCCACUUUCCGUGUCCGUGAUCGAUGACAAAUUGCGCGAGAAACUCGUCAUUGAAUUCCAGCAUCUACGUAAUCAUGCUGUAGAGCCAUUGGCCAGCUUCCUGGAUUUCAUCACUUAUGGCUACAUGAUUGAUAACAUCAUUUUGCUCAUCACUGGCACACUUCAUCAGCGCCCAAUCUCCGAAUUGAUUCCCAAAUGUCAUCCAUUGGGCAGCUUCGAGCAAAUGGAAGCCAUUCAUGUUGCUGCAACACCAGCUGAAUUGUACAAUGCAGUGCUGGUUGACACACCACUAGCUCCAUUCUUUGUUGAUUGCAUUUCAGAACAAGAUUUGGAUGAAAUGAACAUUGAGAUCAUUCGUAAUACUUUGUACAAGGCCUACCUAGAAGCUUUUUAUGAAUUCAGCAAGAAGAUAGGUGGCUCCACUGCCGAUGUCAUGUGCGAAAUAUUGGCUUUUGAAGCCGAUCGCCGUGCUAUAAUUAUUACCAUUAACUCCUUCGGCACUGAAUUGUCAAAGGAUGACCGCGCUAAGCUGUAUCCUCGCUGCGGUCAUAUGCACCCGGAUGGUUUAGCUGCAUUAGCACGUGCCGAUGACUACGAACAAGUGAAGACCGUGGCCGAGUAUUAUGCUGAAUAUGCCGCACUGUUUGAUGGUUCUGGCAACAAUCCUGGCGACAAGACACUUGAAGAUAAAUUCUUUGAGCAUGAAGUCAAGCUUAAUGUCUUCGCUUUCAUGCAACAGUUCCACUUCGGCGUCUUCUACGCGUACUUGAAGUUAAAAGAGCAAGAGUGCCGCAACAUUGUGUGGAUUUCGGAGUGUGUGGCACAGAAGCAUCGCGCGAAAAUCGACAACUACAUACCCAUUUUCUAAAUUGUAUCCAUAAAUUUUUGUUGUUCUUUCGGGUUGUUGCUGUCGCUCGUGUAUGUUUUGCACUUUGGUCGAUCAAAAUAAAUAAACUGAGUUUUGUUCGAUUGAAAUCGUUGCAUACAAAAUCACGAGCAUUUUAAUAGUUAACAGUAUCUUUUUGUGUAUAUAUAUACAAAUAUGUAUGUAAUUUGUUUGUCUUGUAAUACGAGUGGUAUACAUUAAAGGCAAAAUUUCCAAAAUUUUUGUUUCAGUAUAAACUAUUUGCUGAUUAAUAUUUCAUGUGCAUAUCGACAUGCAUAAAAGUUUAAAAACAUACAUAGGAAAAACAUAAUUGCAUAUAUAAAUGUAAACUAACUGUAUUAAAUACCCCAUUGUGCAAAUAUACAUAUAGAACAUA
Molecule: messenger RNA, 1682 nt
Organism: Rhagoletis zephyria (snowberry fruit fly)
Lineage: Eukaryota; Metazoa; Arthropoda; Insecta; Diptera; Tephritidae
Product: V-type proton ATPase subunit d 1
Biological process (GO): proton transmembrane transport
Cellular component (GO): proton-transporting V-type ATPase, V0 domain
Molecular function (GO): proton-transporting ATPase activity, rotational mechanism
Source: RefSeq, a predicted model, not a curated record